Aspergillus novofumigatus IBT 16806 is the source of this 510-nucleotide messenger RNA. RefSeq names its product putative serine/threonine protein kinase. Gene Ontology annotation, biological process: protein phosphorylation. Gene Ontology annotation, molecular function: ATP binding; protein kinase activity. Bases 1 to 510 code for a protein of 169 amino acids. Lineage: Eukaryota; Fungi; Ascomycota; Eurotiomycetes; Eurotiales; Aspergillaceae. The transcript is spliced from 3 exons. The record is from RefSeq and is a predicted model, not a curated record.
AUGCGACAUUUGUUGACAGGGGUUGUAGAUAUCAAGCCCAGCAAUGUAGAUGUCCAAUUAGCAGAUUUUGGAAGCUCAGUGCACAUGGACUCUCUUCACGCACAACAUGGUGACCCUAGUGGCACACCUUCAAAUGCAAUGGGCCCUGCAACAGACAUUUGGUCUUUUGGUGCGAUGCUUAUCAGUCUUUCUAUGGGGGAUGGCUUUUACAUCUUCAAGCCGGACGUUCCUGCAGACCAUGAUGAGGACGACCUCAGAAUUCUCAUGAAGUCUCAUAGAUGCUUCGGGCCGUUUUCAGAAUCAUACGAAGAAUUUGCCGACCAGCAACGACUGGCUGUCCUUGUUUGGGUCAUGCAGAACAGCCCUCCCGAGACACUGCGACCUUUUCAUCUCACCACAUCCCAAGAAAUUUACCAGGAGGACAAGGUACUAAGAGCAAUGAAGCUUGAUCCUCGGGAUAGGCCGUCAGCACGGCAACUCUUGGAAGAUGGAUGGCUUCAUCAGUUUUAA